GGAAACAGCGGCAACUGAAUAGUGGAGAACCUGAGUUUGUCAAUCAACAAAAACGAAAAAUGGGCGCCACGACCUCUUGCAAGAAAUCCGAUAGUUUGGGAUAUCCUAAGCCUGAUGAUACGGCAUACCGUAAGUGCCAGGAAUUAAAGAUGGAACGCUGGAUACAGAUGCACUACCAAAUUAAACAACGGGAACAAGCGCUGGCGAUUGCCCAUCAACGGGAGCUAUUCUACUGGCUAAGCGGCUUUUAUUUAAGUGCUUUAUACGGCUGCGCUAGUUAUUACCAGCGGGUUAAGCGAGCCUCAGCGUUGGCGCCUCUGCUGCCUCUCACCUUUGUUAUGGGAUACUACACAGACUGGGCAUAUGGCAGUAAACUGCAUCGUAUUCAAGCCGAAGCAAAUAUGAUUAUGGACCAUGAACAGGAGCUACUACAUUGGCCAGGGGGACUGCCCACCGUCGCUAGCAUUGACGAGGCUCGAGUUGAAAUUGAAAUGGAGAAGAAGAUGCACCCUCACCACAUGUAAUUUCCAGAUGAAAUAUUUGAAAUCACUUUUUAGUGCUGCGAAUGUGCAAUGAACAACACUUACAUAUAUUAUUCCAUCGAUUCAUACGCAUAUUAGUACAUGUGUUCAUUGUACAUACAUACAUCAAUUUUUACAUUGGGCACGUUCAUCAGGACUUGUAUUUGUGUAUCUUUCUGUAUCUUCAUACAUUUUUAUGGCAACGCAGUUGAAAAAUAAAUAUUGGCGUAACUCUCAGUUUCUUAAA
Drosophila innubila is the source of this 768-nucleotide messenger RNA. Its product is annotated as plasminogen receptor (KT). The transcript has 3 exons. Lineage: Eukaryota; Metazoa; Arthropoda; Insecta; Diptera; Drosophilidae. Bases 60 to 524 code for a protein of 154 amino acids. Gene Ontology annotation, cellular component: plasma membrane. The record is from RefSeq and is a predicted model, not a curated record. Gene Ontology annotation, biological process: positive regulation of plasminogen activation.